Purpureocillium lilacinum is the source of this 1401-nucleotide messenger RNA. RefSeq lists its product as uncharacterized. The record is from RefSeq and is a predicted model, not a curated record. Lineage: Eukaryota; Fungi; Ascomycota; Sordariomycetes; Hypocreales; Ophiocordycipitaceae. Gene Ontology annotation, molecular function: pyridoxal phosphate binding. Gene Ontology annotation, biological process: biosynthetic process.
AUGUUUGGCGGUCGCAAGUUCUCGGUGAACCGCCACACUGGCGUGCCGAAGCCGCUGAUGCGCCGCUUCAGCGGCGUCGAGCCUUCGGCGAACGAGAUCCAGUCCAAGAUCCAUCGCCAGUUCCGAAACGCCCACGAGGGCCACCUGCCGCACGCCGGCCUCGACGCGAGCCGCUCCUCGACCGGCGUCGUCUGGUGCACCGAACGCGCCUCCGAGUAUGGCUUCCUCGAGGAGCCCGACGCCUGGGCCAACCUGGGCCAGGGCGCCCCCGAGGUCGAGGAUGAUAUUUCUGGGUGCUUCAAGCGGCCCGAGACGAUCGACAUAUCCGUCGCCGCCAGAGAAUACGGCCCCACGGCCGGCAUCCGGCCCCUGAGAGAGGCCGUCGCCAAGCUGUACAACGAGAUGCAUCGCAAGGGCAAGGACAGCCUGUACACGUGGGAGAAUGUGGCCAUCGUCCCCGGUGGCCGAGCUGGCCUGAUUCGCAUCGCUGCCGUGCUAGGCAACUCGUAUCUGAGUUUCUUCCUGCCCGACUACACGGCCUACAACGAGAUGCUGAGUCUCUUCAAGAACUUCGCCGCCAUCCCGGUGCCCCUGUCUGAAGAGGACGGCUACCACAUCCACCCCGACAAGAUCGCCGAGGAAAUCGCCCGCGGCACCUCCGUCAUCCUGACCUCGAACCCGAGAAACCCCACCGGCCGCGUCGUCGCGAACCCCGAACUCGCCGAGAUCCAGGACAUUUGCCGCGGCCGCGCCACCUUCAUCAGCGACGAGUUUUACUCUGGCUACAACUACACGAGCAACUGCGACGGCACCACCAUCUCCGCCGCCGAGAACGUCGAGGACGUUGAUGAGGACGACGUGCUCAUCAUCGACGGCCUCACUAAGCGCUUCAGACUGCCGGGCUGGAGAAUCGCGUGGAUCUUGGGCCCCAAGGAGUACAUCAGCGCCAUCGGCUCGUGCGGGAGCUACCUCGAUGGCGGUGCAUGCCACGCCUUCCAAGAGGCGGCGAUUCCGAUGCUCGACCCUACGCUCGUGCAGAACGAGAUGGUGCACCUCCAGCGCCACUUCCGGGACAAGCGUGAUUUUGUCGUCCGACGCCUGCGCGAGAUGGGCUUCGUCAUCAAAUAUGUGCCCGACUCGACCUUUUACCUCUGGCUCAACCUCGAAGGCCUGCCCGAGACCAUCGCCGACGGCCUCAACUUCUUCCAAGCCUGCCUGGAAGAAAAGGUCAUUGUCGUGCCCGGCAUCUUCUUUGACCUGAACCCCUCGCGCCGCCGCGACCUCUUUGACAGCCCCUGCCACCACUUUGUGCGCUUCUCGUACGGCCCGAGAAUGGACGUGCUGCGCAUGGGCCUCGACGGCAUCGAGCGCGUCGUGAACAAGCACAGAAAGUCGAAUUAG